Paramacrobiotus metropolitanus is the source of this 2368-nucleotide messenger RNA. RefSeq names its product peroxisomal N(1)-acetyl-spermine/spermidine oxidase-like. The record is from RefSeq and is a predicted model, not a curated record. The coding region runs from base 210 to 2189 and encodes 659 amino acids. The transcript has 8 exons. Lineage: Eukaryota; Metazoa; Tardigrada; Eutardigrada; Parachela; Macrobiotidae. Gene Ontology annotation, molecular function: polyamine oxidase activity.
AUCAACAUGAACAUGUUUGACACUGUAGUGUUAUACGUUCAGAAUACAACUGUAAUACAAUACUUCAACUUAAAGUAUACAUAAUUUUACCAGGAAUAGUAAAAAAGGAAAAUCCUGCGUGGCUUCUGUAAUAUUUCCCCCCUUUUUCAUCACCUGAAGAACUGUAGUAAUAAACUACUCGCUGUAAUAAUUAACCUCUUUGCAAAAAAAUGCCAUCAUACUGCAAUCCUUGUGCGGGAGGCUGUAAGAAACGCCAGGCCAGCGAGACACGCGGUCCCGAUACGAAGAAAGUUAAUUCCGCGGAAAAUGCCGGGUCAUCGACGGAUGUGCCGCGUUUAUCCAAGGACCUGCUGAAAGAGCUCAACGUCCUCAGUCCCAAGAUUGUCAUCGUGGGAGCGGGCGCGGCGGGAAUGGCCGCCGUGCAGCGUCUGCUGGAGGCGGGAUUCAACAAUGUGAUGGUGCUGGAAGCGCAGAGUUAUGUCGGCGGCAGAAUUUGCAGUCAGAGUUUAGAAAACGGCUACUUAGAAAAAGGCGCACAGUUUCUCCACGGCGAGAACUGCUUAACCAGCGCAGUCAAGGAGAAAGGCUUAGCGCUCGCGGUUAACACCGACGAGCCGCCCAAACUAGAGGUCCAUGUGGCUGCUAAAGAGCACGGCCCGGAAGGUGUCUUCCUGCUGGACGACGAUAGUCAAUUAAGCGAGUUACCGAAAGACGUCAUUAGUGAGGCGCUAAAGGAGACCUACAAAACGAUCAACUCUAUCGUGGAUCGAUGCAAACAGACCGCGCCGGAAAUAGCCGAACGCGUGCAGGACGUCGGCGAGUCCCGGCGUACGACGCUAGGGCAUUUCUUGCGCACGGAGUUCGAACAGUUCAUGGGGACGAAGGAUGACGAAGCAACGUGUGUCAAAGCGUACCGUUGGGCCAUCUUCGAAUGGAUGAUGCGCGUGCAUCUGUCCGAUUGCGCCAGCCGCACCCUGUACGAUCUCUCCGUGAUGGAGUACUCCAAGUACGCCGGUAGUCUGGAGUGCACCCCAUUGAAAGUCCCCAUGAUCGACGCCCUGAAGCUGUGCGUUUCGCGCGCCUUAUCCGAACAGGCGCCCAUCCUCCUCAACAAACCGGUGAAACAGCUACGCUUCGACCCCAGCCAGCCCAAUCCCCUGGUCAUCUUCUGUGAGGACGGCCAGGCCUUCGUGGCCGAUCACUGCAUCGUCACCUGCUCGCUGGGCUUCCUCAAGAAAAACCAGGCGACCUUCUUCCUGCCACCGCUCCCGGCGGAGAAAGCCCGGGCUAUCGAAGCGGCCGGUUUCGGUACGGUGAAUAAGAUCUUCCUGACGUUUGCGGAGGCGUGGUGGAAUGGGCGGUUCGAGAAGACCGGCGGGUUCCAGCUGCUGUACAUGAACGAACCGAAAGGCAGCCAACAGAAACCCUGGUACCGUCAAAUUGUCGGCUUCGAUGUGUGCAACACGAACCCGAACACGCUAGUCGCCUGGAUCGGCGGUUCUGAGCAGGCCGAGGCGAUGGAGGCCAUGUCGGACAGCGAUGUGGCUGCCGACUGUCAAGCGCUACUGCAACGCUUUCUCAAGAACGUCAUCGUGCCGCCGCCCAUACAAGUUAUCAGGACAGCCUGGGCUUCCAAUCCUUAUAUUCUCGGCGCGUACAGCUACUCCGCCGUCAAUCAGUCGGAACACAUGAGUGUACUGCAGCAGCCGAUGUGGUUGUAUAAGAAACUCAGCGCCAUGACGCCGGCCGACACCAACAACCCGCGCCGCUCGAUGGAUGGCCAACAACUACCCGCUCUUUUCUUCGCCGGGGAAGCGCUGGAUCCCACUUGGUUCUCCACGGUGCCCGGCGCCCUGGAGAGCGGUCGCCGCGAAGCCGAACGCCUAAUCGCACUUUACAAACCCCUCGUUAACGCUGUGGCUGGUUCCGCCGACGCCACGGCGAAGCAGUCACUGAUCACGGCGCCGUUCGAGCAGCGAACCAGCGUCCAAAGCCAACAGGAGCGAAGGACCCUGACCCAGCAGAACACCGAGUCCAACGCUUACGUCAGCUCGGAGCGGAAAACACUAACCGCCGUGCCGACGGAAGGCGCGCCAAAAGGUUCGCUAUCACAGGCGGCGCCACCACGCAACAGUGCGCCGCAAACGGGAACACUGCCGGAUCAGUCGUCGCAGCGAUUCAGCAGAUAAGAGAAAAGUGAUAUAUUUUCGUAUUUUGUAAGUGCUGAUGAUGAUGUGAUAGAUUGGUCUUGUUUUUGAUUUUCAUUGGGGUUUGCUUGCAACAAAUGCGAGACAGAUAAGAUGCACCCUCGCUUUCGAUGUAUUCAAUACGAUGAGACAAUUAUGCACAAGAAAAGGGCAUUUCUGAA